CUGGCUAUUGGAUUACAUCUCGUACGGAUCCUGAAUCAGCUUACAGGGAAGAUCGAUCAGAAUGACCCAACUGACGUAUCCCUCACGUAAUCACCACCAUGGUUGUUGGAAACGUGCAGGCCGCCCAAGACUUUUCUCUUCUAAUCACGCGCUUACUCUUACUAUAUAAUCAAAUCCCACAUACAACGAUUAAAACAAAAGAAACAGGAAUCAGCAUGUCCAAUUCAAUGAAGAGGAGAUCCAGUUCCACGAUUUCACAAGAGAAACCAGAUGAUCAGAAAAACCCCCUUUUGCCGCUUGACAUUGAUAGCAGCCCUCACCAGGAUUCCAACGAGCCCGAAAAUGGCAUCCCAAGAUCAGAUUCCUCUGCACUGACACAGACAUUAGCCGGUGCGGCCCAUCUCGCAAAUCUUCUUCCGACGGGCACAGUCCUCCUUUUACAAGUACUCUGCCCUCUGGUCUCCAAUAACGGUCACUGCGACAAUGUCAGGCGUUCCAUGACUGCAAUUCUGCUCACAUGCUGCGGACUUUCGGGCUUCUUCGCCAGUUUUACAGACAGUUUUAAGGGCUCCGACGGGAGAGUAUACUACGGCUUGGCCACGCCAAAAGGUCUCUACACUUUCGAGUACAUGAGCCCGGGCAACGGGGCUCCCGAUCCGGCUAGGUAUAAAUUGCGGCUGGUGGAUUUCGUGCACGCUUUUCUGUCUCUGUUGGUGUUUGCCGCCAUAGCUCUGUAUGACAGAAACGUUGUGGGGUGCUUCUACCCGGCACCAGAAAAGGAGACCGAGGAGAUUCUUGGCGUGCUGCCCAUUGCCAUCGGAAUAGUGUGCUCCAUGCUUUUCCUUGUCUUCCCCACUAGGCGCCAUGGAAUUGGGUAUCCCGUCUCAAAUUGAUGUUACCGAUUUCUGGCUCGAAUUGUUGGAAAUCGAAUUAUUUCAAAUGGGAUUCCUUUUUUUUUUUCCACUGUUUUCUUGAAAAGACUGGAAAUUGUUACUGUACAGGUGAUUUUUUGGGGGGUUUAUCAAUUAUUUGGUUUUGAGCCUUAGGCGAAUCUGAUUCUGUCCUGUAUUCAUAAGUUUUCUGAGGUUUUGAUAUUUGAAAUGCAAGGCUCAGACAACACAAUCUGUGUCACAGAUAUUUUACUGUCGUAGCAUCUUUUUUUCUGUAUACGUCAAAAUUAUUUUACUACGUGUAGGCAGGGGAAUCAGUCAACACAGAGACAGGCGCUCCAUGUGACUGUGUCUUAAACGUUGGCUUGUCAAUUUGGAUACAGUGAGAGGAUAAAACGUGUACGCAAGCACGUGAAAUGCAGGACUCAAAAUGUAAGGGGGAAGUUGAAUAGGUCUAAUAAUUGUGACAGUAUGACCGUACUGGGUAUAUUUUUAAAAGUUUAUUCCAUGGAACUUUCAAUUAUUAAUAUUUUACAAAGUGCCAAUUGUUACUGUUA
Molecule: messenger RNA, 1447 nt
Organism: Cryptomeria japonica (Japanese cedar)
Lineage: Eukaryota; Viridiplantae; Streptophyta; Pinopsida; Cupressales; Cupressaceae
Product: protein DMP3-like
Exons: 1
Coding region: 99-893 (264 amino acids)
Biological process (GO): endomembrane system organization
Source: RefSeq, a predicted model, not a curated record